CAUCCUGCCAACACAUCUCACACUCGCAGCAACAACUCUGCACAAGCAACCAUUGGCACCCACCUCCAAGCAUGCGUCCUCUCCCACGUUGAUGCAAAGUUGGGUUUAAGUCUGCUCCUUCUUCUUUUUGUUGUUGUUGUGUAACCCGGACCGAACCGCAGGUUGUGUCGCUCCGGCCGGACUAUUAUGUUAUUAUGUUGUGUUCAUGUUUGAGCGCACGGCGGUGGCACAUCCGGAAUGGAGAAGCCAUAGGCAGAGACACAACAUGGACCUGAAAGGGACAACAUUUGGAAGGUUCAUGAAUUGCAGAGUGCCGACCAAUAAGAGAUACCAGCCGACUGAGUAUGAACAUGCUGCUAACUGUGCCACACAUGCGUUUUUGAUCCUGCCGAGCCUCGUGGGCGGAUCUGUGCUGUACUUCCUGUCUGUGGACCAAUGGCAUUGUGUCACCGCCUGGCUGUAUGGAAGCGGACUCACUGGCCUGUUUGUCACCUCAACGCUCUUCCACGCGGUCGCCUGGAAAAUCAGCCACCUCAGGAAGGUGGAGCAGCGUUUCCACAUGUGUGACCGCAUGGCCAUCUACUUCUUCAUCGCCGCCUCCUACUCUCCCUGGUUGAUGCUGAGGGAAUUGGGCCCUUGGGCGUGUCACAUGCGCUGGCUAAUCUGGGUCAUGGCUUGUGUGGGGUCCCUCUACGUCUUCAUCUUCCAUGAGAGGUACAAGCUGGUGGAGUUGCUGGGAUAUGUAGCCAUGGGAGCUGUUCCUGCUCUGGUCAUCCUGUCGAUGGUGGACCAUGCAGGCGUGUGUGAACUCGCCAUGGGAGGAGUCUUCUAUGCAGUGGGUGUGGUCUUCUUCAAGAGCGACGGCCUGGUCCCGUUCGCCCACGCCAUUUGGCAUCUUUUCGUGGUGGCCGGCGCAGGCAUUCACUAUUACGCCAUCUGGAGGUACCUCUACUUGCCCAGGCCUCUCCUAGAGACCUCCAGGUGACGAUGACGGGAGU
This is a messenger RNA of Nerophis lumbriciformis (worm pipefish), 998 nucleotides long. It is a transcript of the gene mmd2a, whose product is annotated as monocyte to macrophage differentiation-associated 2a. Gene Ontology annotation, molecular function: pore-forming activity. The record is from RefSeq and is a predicted model, not a curated record. NCBI's taxonomy places the organism in Eukaryota, Metazoa, Chordata, Actinopteri, Syngnathiformes, Syngnathidae. Gene Ontology annotation, cellular component: membrane.